AUGGAAGGUGACCAACCAUUCAAAAUUCAAAAUGAUUAUCAUAAACGAGCUACUGGUUUUCUCCAUCAAGCCCUCGAAUUCGAUGAGCAAUCGAAUAAUAAUGAAAUGGCUAUUUUAUUAUACAAACAAGGCAUUCGAGAAUUAGAAAAAGCAGUCAAUUUAAAAAUUGAUCCUCAAGAUAAUCGUGCAAUGGAACUACGUGGUAAAAUGCGCAAAAAUUUAGACAUGAGUCGUGAACGACUCCAUGUUUUACAGGGUUUAAUCCGUGCAGAUAAUCCAGUACAAGUAAAAGUUCAUGCCAUUCCAACAAAAGCUCAACAGUCAACAACUCCUCGUCAGAUUGCUCCACAGGCUCCCACCGGAAGGGAAAGGCAACCAUCAAAACCAGAACAUAAUGAAGCAACUGCUCAAACCAAAUCAGCUUUACUCAGAUUACCUAAUGUUGACAAACAACUCAUUUCAUACAUUCUUGAUGAAGUAAUCGAAACUAAGCCCAAUGUUAAAUUCACUGAUAUUGAUGGUCAAGAAGGAGCCAAACGAGCACUUGAAGAGGCCGUUAUUUUACCUGUUCUACGACCCGAAAUGUUUACUGGCCUACGGGCUCCCGUACGAGGUAUUCUAUUGUUCGGACCACCUGGCAACGGUAAAACAAUGCUGGCUAAGGCUGUAGCUUCAGAGGCUAAAGCUCGCUUUUUUAAUAUAAGUGCAUCAAGUCUAACAUCGAAAUACGUUGGUGAAGGUGAAAAGCUUGUUCGAGCUUUAUUUGCUGCUGCUCGCGAAUUACAACCAUCAAUAAUAUUUAUUGAUGAAGUUGAUUCAUUACUGAGUCAACGUAAAGAAUCUGAACAUGAUGCCAUGCGUCGACUAAAAACUGAAUUUCUCAUUCAAUUCGACGGAGUUCAAACCAACAGUGAUGAUCGGAUUCUUGUUCUUGCUGCAACAAAUCGACCAUUUGAAUUAGACGAUGCAGCAUUAAGACGUUUUCCUCGUCGUAUUUAUAUUAAAUUGCCAGACUCAAGAACACGUAGACACCUUUUACAACAUUUACUUAGUAAACAAGAACAUAGGUUAACACGUGAAGAUUUCGAUUGGAUUGCCCAUGAAACACAUAAUUACUCGGGUAGUGAUUUAACUGCAUUAGCAAAAGAUGCUGCCAUGGGUCCAGUACGUGAACUACGUAUGGAUGAAUUAAAACAACUAUCUGUUAGUCGUAUUCGACCAAUAUCCCGACAGGAUUUCGUUCAAGCCUUACGGAAAAUUCGAGCAAGUGUAUCAUCAUCAUCACUGCAAGAAUAUAUCGAUUGGAGCCGUAGAUUUGGUGAUUGUAGUUCAUAA
Rotaria socialis is the source of this 1335-nucleotide messenger RNA. The record is from the annotation of a GenBank genome assembly. Lineage: Eukaryota; Metazoa; Rotifera; Eurotatoria; Philodinida; Philodinidae.